GGAUGUGGACAAGCUCGUCCUGGAGCAAGCCAUCCUGCAUAUGGCAGACAUCUCGCACCCGCUACGGCCAAACGCUCUCCAUCGAGAGUGGACCAACCGGGUAACCGAGGAGUUCUUCGCGCUGGGCGACAUGGAGAAGUCGGCGGGCUUCGAGCCGAUCGCGCUCUACGACCGGGAGAGGGCGCCUUCCACCGCGAAAGGCCAAUUGGGAUUCCUGAAUUUCGUGGUCACGCCCAUGUGGAAGGCCAUGUCGCCUGUCUUCGACGUCUCCUGCGUGGAGCCCGAAGCGUGCCUGCUCGCCAACGUGUCAGCUUGGGAAGCGGAGGCCUUGGAGGAGGACGAGGUGGAGGCCCAAAGGACUGCUUCUCCAGGUGCCACCCGGAAGGCCACUCGCUGGACCACGCCGGGCAGGUCCCGGCUCGCGAGAGCGGCCGCUGAAAGGCUGACGCGCGCUCGCACCAAAGUCUUGCGGGAGUGAGUGUGCCCGGAGCGCACCGUGCUGUCAGAACUGGACGGGCACCAGUUUGGGGAGGAUUGGGGAGGCAUCCGGCUCUCUUUAGGUGAAUGUGUGAAGUGUUUCUGGACCCUGGUAACUCAGGGGCCUCGGGCCAGACGCUGGGGUGAGUUGGUCCGACGCCACCGCCCUAGAACUGGCAGACCCGCCUGGUUGAUUCAAGCUCCGACGUGAGCGCGAGAAGUACGCUGCGUUCAAUUGUGGUUCCCCUGCUUCCUUGGCUGGACCUCAUGUGCAUGUGGAAGGAACGUUGCCUCCAGGUCCUCUUCAUAGAGGGUUCUGUGAUAGAGGUUUUGCUGGCGCGUGACAGCGUGAAAAGGCGA
Prorocentrum cordatum is the source of this 837-nucleotide messenger RNA. NCBI's taxonomy places the organism in Eukaryota, Dinophyceae, Prorocentrales, Prorocentraceae. The record is from the annotation of a GenBank genome assembly.